Messenger RNA from Daucus carota subsp. sativus, 2138 nucleotides. Its product is annotated as protein NRT1/ PTR FAMILY 2.13. The transcript has 4 exons. The coding region runs from base 114 to 1994 and encodes 626 amino acids. Gene Ontology annotation, biological process: transmembrane transport. Gene Ontology annotation, cellular component: plasma membrane. NCBI's taxonomy places the organism in Eukaryota, Viridiplantae, Streptophyta, Magnoliopsida, Apiales, Apiaceae. Gene Ontology annotation, molecular function: transmembrane transporter activity. The record is from RefSeq and is a predicted model, not a curated record.
AUGUCACUAAACCACAAAUAAACAGUGGGCAUAUAUAUUCCUCCACUAGCAUAGCUGAGAGGGUUUGUAGUUUGCAUACACAUCACUUGGAAGAAAAAAGAAAGUGCUUGAAGAUGGCAGAAGCAGAAGAAACUAAAAAACAACUAAGCUCUUCAUGGCUCUGUUUGUCUGCAAAAUGCUUCCCCAUCACCACUUCUUAUUCUAAGUCCGCAGGAAAUAGUUCCGACGACGACGAAAUUUACCAUUCCGCAGCUGACAAUUUGCCAAAACAAACCACUCCAAGAAAGCCCGGUGGAUGGAGAUCCAUGCCAUAUAUAAUAGGAAAUGAAACGUUUGAGAGAUUAGCCACAGUAGGGCUGCUGGCAAAUUUUAAUGUCUUCUUGAUGACACAGUUUCACAUGGACCAAGUUUACGCAUCGAAUGUGAUCAAUAUAUGGUCCGGUAUCUCCAACUUUGCGCCUCUUCUUGGCGCCUACAUCUCCGAUGCUUAUGUCGGAAGGUUUCGCACCAUUGCUUUCUCCUCCUUCGCCGUUCUUCUGGGAAUGGUGUGCUUGACUCUAGUUGUAUCUGUUCCUGGUCUGCAUCCACCAAAAUGUACUGAUCAGGAAGCCAACCUGAGUCAGUGUGUGGGCCCCACAGGUUCGCAAUUCGGGAUGUUGAUCCUAGGCUUAGGUUUUCUGACCAUAGGCACAGGUGGCAUUAGGCCAUGCAGCCUUCCAUUUGGUUUAGACCAGUUUGAUCCCACAACAGAUAAAGGAAGAAGAGGCAUUACUAGCUUCUUCAAUUGGUAUUAUGUGACUUUCACUAUUGUUUUGAUCAUUGCCUUAACUGUGGUGAUUUACAUUCAAGACUCUGUCAGUUGGAUCCUCGGGUUUGCUCUCCCUACUGGAUUUAUGGCAAUUUCGAUGGUGUUGUUCUUUGUCGGUAUGAGAAUAUAUGUGUACAUUAAGCCGGAGGGCAGUGUGUUUUCUGGCAUUGCACAAGGGCUUGUGGUGGCUUACAAGAAACGGAAAGUUAAGCUUCCGACAGAUGGCAAUGUUCAAGGCGUUUAUUAUGAUCCACCUCCAGUAGGAGCCUCUGCAUUGUCAAGGCUAGUGCUGACAAAUGAAUUAAGCUUCUUGAACAAGGCUGCUGUAAUAUUGGAUGGCGAAGUAAAGCCAGACGGCUCAAAGGUGAAUCCAUGGACAUUAUGCAGUAUCCAACAAAUCGAAGAAGUGAAAUGCCUGAUCAAUGUAAUCCCUGUUUGGGCUUCUGGGAUUAUUUGUUUUCUUGCCAUGACUCAACAAGGCACAUUCACCGUCUCACAGGCCCUAAAGAUGGACCGACAGCUUAAUCCGCAUUUCAAAAUUCCAGCAGGAUCACUAGCAGUAAUAUCUAUGAUCACAAUAGGAUUAUGGAUUCCACUAUACGAUCGUGUUGUUGUGCCAUCAGUACGAAAAAUCACUAAAAUUGAAGGUGGAAUCACAUACCUUCAGAGGAUUGGAAUUGGAAUUUUUUUCUCCGCGCUCUCAAUGGUUGCUGCAGGAAUUUUUGAGAAAAUGAGAAGAGACUCUGCAUUAGCACACCCGAAUCCAGAUGGAAUUGCACCUAUUUCAGUCUUUUGGCUUGCACCGCAACUUAUAUUAAUGGGAUUUGCCGAGGCAUUUAACAUUAUUGGACAAAUCGAAUUUUACUACAAAGAAUUUCCCGAUACAAUGAGAAGUCUAGCAGUUUCAUUAGUAUUUAUAACUGGAAGCGGGGCUAAUUAUCUUAGUACAUUGGUGGUUAACAUCGUGCAUAGUACGACAGCAAAGAACGGAAAACCAGAUUGGUUAACAAAGGAUAUCAAUGUUGGAAGAGUUGAUUACUUUUACUAUCUUAUAGCAUUUAUGGGAGCACUGAAUCUGGCUUAUUUUCUAGUUGUAUCUCGACGCUAUCGUUACAAGAGGGCCAGGAUGGUUGGUGAUGAAAAACCUGGAUUUGAUGUGGAGCUUGCAGCUGAUGGCAAGCCUUGAACAAGUGUCAACUUUAACUUAACAGCAACUUAUUAUGAUGUAAAGUCGAUGUCUCAGAUAUACAAGAGAUCGACUGAUAUAAUUCAGACUGUGCAAGCACUAUUAUGAUUCAAGCCUAAGAAAUGGCUGUGCAUAAUUGUUUCA